This is a messenger RNA of Otolemur garnettii (small-eared galago), 1899 nucleotides long. It is a transcript of the gene KRT84, whose product is annotated as keratin 84. The record is from RefSeq and is a predicted model, not a curated record. NCBI's taxonomy places the organism in Eukaryota, Metazoa, Chordata, Mammalia, Primates, Galagidae. Gene Ontology annotation, biological process: keratinization; intermediate filament organization. Gene Ontology annotation, molecular function: structural constituent of skin epidermis. Bases 62 to 1858 code for a protein of 598 amino acids. The transcript has 9 exons. Gene Ontology annotation, cellular component: keratin filament.
ACUCCCAGCUCCAGCUUGCCCACUCUACACGUGCCUCUUUGCUCCCACCCAGGAAGUCACCAUGUCUUGCCGUUCCUACCGAGUCACCUCUGGUCACCGGAUGGCCAACUUCAGCUCUUGCUCAGCUGGGUCACCCCAGAACCUGAACCACUUCCGGGCUGGCUCUGUCUCCUGCAGGAGUGGGUCUGGAUUUCGGAGCCUUGGCAGCUUUGGUGGCUUUGGGAGUCGGAGUGUCGUCAACUUUGGAUCGUACUCACCCCGGAUGGCAGCUGUAGGCCCUUGUCCUGUCCGCUGUGGAGCUGGCUUUGGUGCUGGCAGUGCGAUGGGCUUAGGCUUUGGUGGUGGGAGUGGUGUUGGUCUAGGCUUUAGGGCCAGCAGUGGUGUUGGUUUGGCAUGUGGAGCCAGCAGUGGCCUUGGCUAUGGCUUCGGCGGCCCUGGCUUUGGCUACAGACUCGGAGGAAUUGGAGUCCCAGCAGCUCCAUCUAUCACAGCUGUGACUGUCAACCAGAGCCUGCUGACCCCUCUCAACCUGGAGAUUGAUCCCAAUGCCCAGAGAGUGAAGAAGGAUGAGAAGGAGCAAAUCAAGACCCUCAACAACAAGUUCGCCUCCUUCAUUGACAAGGUGCGGUUCUUGGAGCAGCAGAAUAAGCUCUUAGAGACCAAGUGGAGCUUCCUCCAAGAGCAGAAAUGUGUCAGGAGCAACUUGGAGCCCAUCUUUGAGAACUACAUUACCAACCUGCGGAGGCAGCUGGAGACACUGGUCAGCGACCAGGCCCGGCUCCAGGCCGAGAGCAACCAGAUGCAGGAUGUCCUAGAAGGCUUCAAGAAGAAGUAUGAAGAGGAGGUGUGCCUCCGCGCCAAUGCUGAGAAUGAGUUUGUGACUCUGAAGAAGGAUGUGGAUGCAGCUUUCUUGAAUAAGUCUGAUCUAGAGGCCAACGCGGAUACCCUAAGUCAGGAAAUUGACUUCCUGAAAGCCCUGUACAUGGAGGAAAUCCAGUUGCUGCAGUCACAUAUCUCAGAGACAUCAGUCAUUGUGAAGAUGGACAACAGCCGGGACCUGAAUCUUGACGGAAUCAUCGCUGAAGUCAAGGCCCAGUAUGAAGAGGUGGCCAGGCGCAGCCGGGCUGAUGCUGAGGCCUGGUACCAGACCAAGUAUGAAGAGAUGCGAGUGACAGCUGGCCAGCACUGUGACAACCUGCGUAACACACGGGACGAGAUCAAUGAGUUGACCCGCCUGAUCCAGAGGCUGAAGGCAGAGAUCGAGCAUGCCAAGGCUCAGCGUGCCAAACUGGAAGCCGCGGUGGCCGAGGCCGAGCAGCAGGGCGAGGCAGCCCUCAAUGAUGCCAAGUGCAAGCUGGCAGAUCUGGAAGGUGCCUUGCAGAAGGCCAAGCAGGACAUGGCCAGACAGCUGCGUGAGUACCAGGAGCUGAUGAAUGCCAAGCUGGGCCUGGACAUCGAGAUCGCCACCUACAGGCGCCUGCUGGAGGGCGAGGAAAUCCGGAUCUGUGAAGGCGUUGGACCAGUAAACAUAUCAGUGAGCAGCUCCCGAGGCGGCCUGGUGUGCGGGCCUGAGACCCUGGUCGCUGGCUCGUCCCUCUCCCGCUCUGGAGCCACCUUCUCUAGCAGCAGCAACGUCUGCACCACCGGCAGGGUCGUGACUUCCUGUGGCUCAAGCCUGGGUGGGGCCCGGGCCACCCUGGCUGGAGGGGACCUGCUGAGCACCGGCACCAAGGGCGAGGUUUGUGUCCCCAGCGUCUCCUGCCCCCUGCCCACAGAGGGUGGCUUCAGCAGCUGUAGUGGGGGCCGCAGCAACGUCCGUUUCUCGUCCACCACCACUUCCCGCCGGACCAAGUACUGAGAGCCCAGCCCCAGACCAGCCACUGCCAGAGAAGAACCAGC